AUGGCAGACGAUGAGCUGGCGAAUAAGCUAAAUCGUCGAAACUUAAUCAACGAAGGUGAAGAGGGCGCCGUUCUUCCAUCAACUAUUAUCUUCAAUCCAUACACUGAAUUCAAAGAGUUUAGCAGGAAGCAAAUUCAAGAUUUUCAGAAGACAUUUAACAAGUAUGAUGUUGGAAAUGACAAAUUUAUUGACUUUCAUGAGCUGAAGCUGAUGAUGGAGAAGCUAGGAGCUCCACAAACUCAUUUGUCAUUGAAAGCCAUGAUCAGUGAAGUGGAUGAGGACCAUGACAAUCGAAUAAGCUUUAGAGAGUUCCUAUUGAUUUUCCGUAAGGCGGCAGCAGGAGAACUUGAAGAGGGAAGUGGACUCUAUGACUUAUAUGCUAAUCUGACAGAAAUAGAUGUUGAUAAAGAAGGUGUCAAGGGUGCAAAGAACUUUUUUCAAGCAAAGAUUGAGCAGCAGACAGCAGGUAAGAAGUUUGAAGAGGAAAUUCGUCAGGAACAGGAAGAAAAGCGACGACAAGCAGAGGAGGCCAAGGAGCGCAAAAAAGCAUUUAAGGAAAAGGCUAGUAUGUUUAACCAGGCCUAACCCUUUUGAUGCUGGACCCCAGUAUUGGUAGAGAUGUAUUUUUUAAGUCCAUUUUGGGAUCACUGCUUGACUCUAACAGUACCAUUGAAUAUCUCUUAAGUCUUUAUUUCGGAUUUUUUUUUGUUUGUUUGCAAGGGGAAGAAAGCUCUUAUUGUAACUUCCAACCACAUCUUGUCAUUAGCUUAUUUACUCUGAUAGCUGCUUAACUUCUGUACAUUAACUUUUGAUUUAGUCACUGCAGUCAGCAUUAAUGAUAAGCUAGAAUAAGCAUUGAACAGUAGAGUUCAUUGUGAAAAAAAUAGUCCUUAUUUAAUUAUGUGUGUUUAGGAAUUAGCUUUUAGGAGACAAACACCAUUUUCUGGCUUAUGCUUCAACACUUUGACAUUUAGUGUACAUGUGCAGUUGUGUGCAUGUGUACACACACAACACUGCUGAAGGGAUUAAUAGACCAAAGCUGUGGCAGCUUUUUUUGCCAGUAAUAUUGCUGACAUUUUAGUACAACUGCCAGCAAUAUUAAUUUUACUACUUUUUCUUGUUGUGGAUGAUCAGUUGUGGUAUCAUUACACCCAUUAUGGCAAUAGCAUGCAGUUUUGAUCUUGUACAAUCUUGGCAUAGAAAUCGAUUCUUAUGAGUUUCAACAAGCGGUUGUAUUGCAAUAAAUGGUUUACUUGUGAUAGUGCUGGGGAAAAAAAAGGAUGGGACUGUUUUAAAAUGCAUUGAUUAUUUUGUUUUCUUUGUCUUAUUUUUCCUUUCAUUUCCCUUUGUCUUCCUCAGUAAAAGCAAAGAUAUAUCUGCAACAGUGGACUCGCAAUAUAUUGUUGCACAUUCAAACAAAGCUUACAGUGGUGGUAUCACUUUUCUUCCUCAUCAAAAUGUCCGUUGGCAGGUUUUGCUAGAUUUCCCAAUUUCCUAUUUGUCUAUAUGUACACAAAGUAUUGUUAUGGAAACUAGAGCUUAUAUUUGCUAGUGGGAGAAUCUGCUGAUUUUGUGAAUUUUUUAAAUAGCUCCCAGAAUGAUGCUUUAUUCAAGUUUCUUUCUUUAGUAACUUCCUAUACAGCAGAUUUUAUUUUCUUUGUACGGUGUAAGUGUCUGUGAGCAAACCACUGCAGCUCUUGGAUACAAGCUUUUGCAUAAUCCCUGAGCGGGUGUGUGGGCUUGAGCAUACGGAGCAUUGUGUGUGCGCACACGUGUGCAUAUGUGGGUGUGUACAUAUUUAUAUGUGUUUAUGAUUGCACUCUUGAAUGCAUAGCCAGUGAUGGUGCAACAAGUUUGUGAAAGAAAUGAAUAAUUGCUACUUUUUCAGCCGUUUUGUGGUUCUUUUGUUUUCAUAUGGUAUAGAUAUAGACCUUUUUGGAAAGGAAAAUAGUUUUGUAUUGCUUUUUAUCAAGCAAUCAAAAUGGUAGUCUUUAAUGUGGUACUUUAGAUAAGAUAUUUUGAAUGGGUAGUAGCUGAAAAAUAUUACAAUUCUUCACCUACCUUUUUAUUUUUACGAUGCUCAUAAAAAUAGCAUGUUUUAUGGUCACAUACUCUGUACGCUCAGUUUGUGUGUGGUUUUUGUUCGAUGGAAGGCCAAAUAUAUUGGAUAAUUGGCUUCAGAUGAGGUUUUUGCAUUGUAUAAGUACAUAAUAGUUAUAAAUGGAAAUAGCUGCAGAUUAAUCUGAAAGAACUGCAGAGUUACAAAGAGAAAGAUUUUUUAUGUGAAUAACUAUACAGUACCAUUAUAUCAUCAUUAAACAUAGUUCGUCAUCAUAUCUGUUUUCUAUGAUGACAUUGGCAUGCCUUAGAUGCAAAGCAUUCAUAAUAGAAAAUGUCUUAUUAUUAAAUUUGUUUGCUCAACUGCCAGAACUCUUCAAUUAUUGCAGGAUGUAAUCCUGAUUAUUAGUAAACUAUGCACUUGCCAUUUCCUGAGCACUUCCAUCUGAUCAUUUUAAAGCAACAUUAAAAUUGCUGCUUAUUACAUUUUUGUAUUGUUUAUAUCAGACUUGGGUCUCAUUUUUGAAGCUACUUUUAUCAAACCCAUAAUUUUCAUAUUUAUCCCUGUAGACUUACCUCACCGUUUUGCAGUGUUUUAUCUUUCAAUCAAAACGGGAAUUUUAUUGAUCCCAAAUGAUCUGAAUCAAACAUUAUGAGGUGUGAAUUCAGUUAUCAGACUUGGAAGCAUUUAUUAUCACUCAACAUUUAUUUCAGGAAUGUAGGGAAGAUCUGAUUAAAUUAAAAGUUAUCCUCAAACCCACAAGGCACCUAAAAAAAUAAAUACAACAAAAUCAUUAAAAACCCACUGACAAAUGUUGAAAUACACAUUUUUCUGUAAAAGUGGAAGUUCAAAAAAACUGCAGAUGAGUAUUUGUGAAUUAUAUUUAAUUAAACUGCCAAUAGAAGUUUCUGUUUCGUAAAAUUAUACAAAGCUUUUUGUUUAUAAAAUUGUCCAAAUACUAAAUGUAUUAUGUUUUCUCAUUUGUUAAAAUUAAAGAGAUAAGGGGUAGAGUGCUGUAAUACAAUUAGAAUUAUUGGGAUCAGUUACUGUAAGAUUGUAAAGGAGGAUAUAGAUGAAAAAAAGAAUGCAUGAUUAAUGAUGAAUGCAGAAUAAUUGAAAUCCCAUAGCAGUGGCAGGCUACCCCCUCAAAAAAAAACAAACAAACAAAAACUGACAUAUUUUUGGAAACUAGUUGUAAAAAAUCUGGAUCAAAAGUGAAACUGCUUUAGGCUUUUUCAAUAAACUGUUGAAGAUAAGCUAUUUUCUCGUUUCUUAUAUUGUCUUUCAGGAUUAAUACUUAUCAGUGCCAUUUUCUGUUUUUUGUUUUGCUUUCCAAGCAACAUUUCACUUCUUUGACUAGCCCCAUCAUGAAUUGCUUCAACUUUUCAUAGGUUUCUCUCUCACCAGCAUGGGCAUCUAGAGUUCAACAGUUUACAUUUCUGCUGAAAGAUGUACAAGUGAGAUUUAUAAUAAGUUUACAUGAUAAGGUGCUGGCACUGACUGCUGUUUUCAUCCUUUAAAAUCAGAUUAGUGGCGUAAACUUUAUUAAGCAAGCAGUGUAUUAGUAUUUUCUGGAAAAUUGUGAUAGCGUGUUUGGUAAAAGUGUAGAAAUGCUGGUUUCCACUGAGUACCAUAACUUUUUGGGACCUUCUCUAAUUCAUGGCAUUCACUGAGACUAUAUUUAUUUAAAUAUCAUCAUGAGAAAGUGAUUGGUGAUCACCAGAAAUCCUGAUGUGAUUGGUGAAAACAAGGAUCAAUAUAGUAAAACCUUCUGUUGACCAAGUUGUUCUCCUUCACCUACUGUAAUUGCUUGUGUGAAAAGGUGAAAUUAGCAUUUUUGUAGUUCUUUGUAAUUUAGCUUUGUUUUGAAAAGGUCCCUGUGUUUUUGGAUUAAACAAAAUGGUCGAGGUUACCUAUUGCUCAACAUUUUUCUCUAAACUGGUGGUAUCAUCCACAGAGUUCCAUUAUUGGUGCCUUGGCAGAUCUGAGCCCUUAGGAUUAAAUAUUUAAUCCUAAAUAAUAAGAUUAAAUAUUUGAAUUUUUAGGAAUUUUUUUAUAAGAUUUAUGGUAGAUAUUUUUUUUUUUUGUUCUGUGACUGUGGUCUUAGAACUGUAUGAUAAAUGUUCCUACAACAUAACAGUUUUUAAUUAAAGUUUAUAUCCUAUUGAACAUUAGAUCUUAUAGAUGAUAAACUAAGAUUCAGACUUCAGAGAAUACAGCAAACCUGCAGACAUUGCAUGCACACAAUUACAAUAAGGGGUGAGGGGGGGUGGCGUAUGUCAACAAGAUGUUUUGACUGUUGAAUCAGCAAGAUGGCAUGCAGAGACAGCUCACAGUCUGCUUUCUUUUAUCAGAUUGUAUACUGCUUAUAACAAGGGAUUAUAAAUUAAAACAAACAUAAGAUAAAACCGGGCAUUCUGAAAUAUGUUCCUGCAAUAUAAAAUAAUAUGCAAUUGAAACUGCCUCUUCUUUAAUCAGCGCAGUACCUGUAACUUUUUUUUUUCUUUCUGAAGUUUUGGAAAUGUUUUCUCUUUACAAAUCUAAUUAGGAUUGUACAAUGGAAAACAUUUUUUAUUAGUAAUUAUGUCUAUAAAUGAAUAAGCGUACUUGUUUCAUUGGCAUUUUUAGAUUUUUUUAAAUAAUGAAACAGGCUGCAAAUCUGUAAUUAGCAUUAAGUCUGUUUUAUGCUAUGAACUGUAUCCUGUAUUUUAUAUACUGUGGUUUCAUUCAAGUGAUUGACAAGAUGCUUACAACCAGAAAUCAAAAUUUUGCUUUUAUUUGCAUCAAAAUCUCAUUCAGUUAUUAAACAUACGAUCUGAUAAAUGAUGGUUUUUUUUUUGAGUUUCAAACAUAGAUUCAAAUGUUCUUUGGAGUCUCUUAAUCUUUAUAAUAAAAUAAUAAAAGAGUGAAGUUUUCUUCCCAAUAAUGUGUUUAAUGCAAAAUGUGGUACAGUCUGUAUUCAUCGGACCUAGAUAUUGAUAUUAUCUUAACAAUUUGUAACAGGUACAAGAUUUUUGUUUGGUGUGUUUCUGUCUGUGCACACAAGUUGCUUUUUUUGUCUAUUUGUGCAUGCACAUGCUAGCACACAUGUGUAGGCACACACACACACAUGCUCUCUCUCACACAAAGAGAGCUAACAUUUUCUAAUUUCAAAAAGAAAAAUGUUGUGCUAAGUGGUGUAAAUUGUAAGAGUGAUUAGUGUGUUGCUGAAAUGGUCUGAUGUCUUUUUGUGUACUCUUGCCUGUAUCCUUUAAAGUACAUAAAAUAUGUUAAACAUAUACAUUUUUUUUACAAGUUUAUUGACUGUUAAGUAUUUCUGUGAGCAUUACAAAGCUCACGUGUAUUGUUGCAUUAUAUUAACCAUAACUGAUUAAAUUUAAGAUAUUUUGCUCACUUCA
This is a messenger RNA of Pomacea canaliculata, 5457 nucleotides long. Its product is annotated as EF-hand domain-containing protein D2-like. The record is from RefSeq and is a predicted model, not a curated record. Bases 1 to 585 code for a protein of 194 amino acids. Gene Ontology annotation, molecular function: calcium ion binding. The transcript is spliced from 4 exons. NCBI's taxonomy places the organism in Eukaryota, Metazoa, Mollusca, Gastropoda, Architaenioglossa, Ampullariidae.